UCUGGUCCUGUCUUCUUCUACAUCUUAAUUUUGGGUAAAUAUUGGGCUCCCGGGGGCGGCCAGCAUGCCCGGUGCUCCCUGGGCUUCUUCCCCUGCGGGAACACCACCCGGUGCCUGCCGCAGCUGCUGCACUGCAACGGCGUGGACGACUGCGGCAACCAGGCGGACGAGGACAACUGCGGAGACAACAACGGAUGGCCUUUGCAAUUUGACAAGUAUUUUGCCAAUUACUACAGAAUGACUUCCUCAUAUCCCUUUAAGGCACAAACAUCUGAAUGCUUGGUCGGUUCUGUGCCCAUGCAAUGUCUUUGCCGAGGUUUAGAGGUUGACUGUGAUGAGACCAAUUUACGAGCUGUUCCAUCAGUUUCUUCAAAUGUGACUCUAAUGUCGCUUCGGUGGAAUUUAAUAAGAAAGCUUCCUCCUGAUGGCUUCAGGAAGUACCAUAAUCUUCAGAAGCUGUGCCUGCAAAACAAUAAGAUCAGAUCCAUACCCAUCUACGCUUUCAGAGGACUCCAUAGUCUUACUAAACUGUAUCUCAGUCAUAACAGAAUAACUUUCCUGAAGCCGGGUGUUUUUGAAGAUCUCCACAGACUAGAAUGGCUGAUAAUUGAAGAUAAUCACCUCAGUCGAAUUUCCCCACUAACAUUUUAUGGACUAAAUUCUCUUAUUCUCUUAGCACUGAUGAAUAAUGUCCUCACUCAUUUGCCGGAUAAACCCCUUUGCCAGUACAUGCCAAGACUGCAUUGGCUGGACUUGGAAGGCAACCAUAUCCAUAAUUUAAGAAAUUUGACUUUUAUUUCCUGCGGUAAUUUAACUGUUUUGGUAAUGAGGAAAAACAAAAUUAAUCACCUAAAUGAAAAUACUUUUGCACCUCUUCAGAAGCUAGAUGAAUUGGAUUUAGGAAGUAAUAAGAUUGAAAAUCUUCCACCGCAAAUGUUUAAGGAUCUGAAGGAACUCUCACAAUUGAAUCUUUCCUAUAAUCCCAUCCAGAAAAUUCAAGCAGAUCAAUUUGAUUAUCUUGUCAAACUCAAGUCUCUCAGCCUAGAAGGAAUUGAAAUUUCAAAUAUCCAACAAAGGAUGUUUAGACCUCUAAUGAAUCUCUCUCACAUAUAUUUUAAGAAAUUCCAGUACUGUGGGUAUGCACCACAUGUGCGCAGCUGUAAACCAAACACUGAUGGAAUCUCUUCUCUAGAAAACCUCUUGGCAAACAUUAUUCAGAGAGUAUUUGUCUGGGUUGUAUCUGCAGUUACAUGCUUUGGAAACAUCUUUGUCAUUUGUAUGAGAUCUCAUAUCAGGUCUGAGAACAAGCUGCAUGCCAUGUCAAUCAUUUCCCUCUGCUGUGCUGACUGCCUAAUGGGAAUAUAUCUGUUUGUGAUCGGAGCCUUUGACCUGAAGUUUCGUGGAGAAUACAACAAGCAUGCGCAGCUGUGGAUGGACAGUAUUCACUGUCAGCUCGUGGGAUCUUUAGCCAUUCUGUCCACUGAAGUGUCCGUGUUACUUCUCACAUUUCUGACACUGGAAAAAUAUAUCUGCAUUGUCUAUCCUUUUAGGUGUUUAAGACCCAGAAAGUGCAGAACAAUUACAGUUCUGAUUCUCAUUUGGACUACUGGGUUUAUAGUGGCUCUCAUUCCAUUGACCAAUAAGGAGUUUUUCAAGAACUUCUAUGGCACCAAUGGAGUGUGUUUCCCUCUUCACUCAGAAGAUAUCGAAAGUACCGGAGCCCAGAUUUAUUCGGUGGCAAUUUUUCUUGGUGUUAACUUGGCGGCAUUUAUCAUCAUAGUUUUUUCCUAUGGAAGCAUGUUUUAUAGUGUUCAUCAAAGUGCCAUAACAGCAACUGAAAUACGGAAUCAAGUUAAAAAAGAGAUGAUCCUUGCCAAACGGUUUUUCUUUAUUGUAUUUACUGAUGCAUUAUGCUGGAUACCCAUUUUUGUACUGAAAUUUCUUUCAUUGCUUCAGGUAGAAAUACCAGGUACCAUAACCUCUUGGGUAGUGAUUUUUAUUCUGCCUAUCAACAGUGCUUUGAACCCAAUUCUGUAUACUCUGACCACAAGACCAUUCAAAGAAAUGAUCCAUCAGUUUUGGUAUAACUACAGACAAAGAAGAUCUAUUGACAGCAAAGGAAGUCAGAAAACAUAUGCUCCAUCAUUCAUCUGGGUAGAAAUGUGGCCACUGCAGGAGAUGCCACCUGAGUUAAUAAAGCCAGCUCUUUUCACAGACCCCUGUGAAUUGUCACUAAUUUCUCAAUCAACUAGACUCAAUUCCUAUUCAUAAUGGACUCUGAAACUCAUUUCUACACGGAGAAUAUUGUGAGAUGCUUCAUGAUGGAUUUAUUAGUAUGAAAUGGACGCCACAAAAUUAAAAAUUUAUGAUGGCUAAGAUAAAGCCAUUACAAGGACAUGAGGUUAUUCGGGUAAAAUCAGAGUGACUGAGGCUCAUAUAAAGGGAACUAAAUUAUAUUGAUAAUGUGUAUAUAUUAGUAUGUACUUUGCAUAGGAAAUUAAGAGAA
Messenger RNA from Nyctereutes procyonoides (raccoon dog), 2506 nucleotides. It is a transcript of the gene RXFP1, whose product is annotated as relaxin family peptide receptor 1. The record is from RefSeq and is a predicted model, not a curated record. Gene Ontology annotation, cellular component: membrane. NCBI's taxonomy places the organism in Eukaryota, Metazoa, Chordata, Mammalia, Carnivora, Canidae. Bases 238 to 2271 code for a protein of 677 amino acids. Gene Ontology annotation, biological process: G protein-coupled receptor signaling pathway. Gene Ontology annotation, molecular function: protein binding; G protein-coupled receptor activity. The transcript is spliced from 18 exons.